Lycium barbarum (goji berry) is the source of this 1968-nucleotide messenger RNA. Its product is annotated as aspartic proteinase-like. NCBI's taxonomy places the organism in Eukaryota, Viridiplantae, Streptophyta, Magnoliopsida, Solanales, Solanaceae. Gene Ontology annotation, molecular function: aspartic-type endopeptidase activity. The record is from RefSeq and is a predicted model, not a curated record. Bases 89 to 1687 code for a protein of 532 amino acids. Gene Ontology annotation, biological process: lipid metabolic process; proteolysis. The transcript has 14 exons.
CAAACAUUAAGGAUCAUUUUUAUCAUUUUAUCUCAACCUUGGUGGGACCGAAAUUUUCCCUUUUUUUUAUUCGUGUUCUUAUUUAUACAUGCAAGAAUCGGUAGAGUUUUUCUUCUCAUUCACCUUUUUCCUCUCUUUGCUUCAUCAAAAACUGAUCAACAUGGGAGCAAAAAUAUUUCUAGUUGUCCUGUUUCUCUCAGCACUGUUAUCUCCAUUGGCUUCCUCAUCAUCAAAUGAUGGCUUUGUUAGAAUUGGGUUGAAAAAAAUGAAAUUUGAUCAAAACAACCGACUUGCUGCACGCCUCGAGUCCAAGGACGGGGACGCUUUGAGGGCGAAGUAUAACUUCGGUGGUAAACUUGGGGAGUCUGAGGAUACAGAUAUUGUAGCACUGAAGAACUAUAUGGAUGCUCAAUACUUUGGGGAGCUUGGUGUAGGCACUCCACCUCAAAAGUUUACUGUAAUCUUUGACACUGGUAGCUCGAAUUUGUGGGUGCCUUCGUCGAAGUGUUAUUUCUCUGUUCCCUGUUUCUUUCAUUCCAAGUACAAAUCAAGCCAAUCAAGUACUUAUAAGAAGAAUGGGAAGUCUGCUGCAAUUCAGUAUGGUAGUGGAGCUAUUUCUGGAUUCUUCAGUCAGGAUAGUGUCAAAGUUGGUGAUCUUGUGGUAACAGAUCAGGAAUUUAUUGAGGCAACCAGAGAACCCAGCGUCACAUUUUUGGUAGCCAAGUUUGAUGGUAUACUGGGUCUUGGAUUCCAGGAGAUCUCUGUUGGAAAUGCCAUCCCAGUUUGGUACAACAUGGUCAAACAGGGCCUUAUCAAGGAGCCUGUCUUCUCAUUUUGGCUCAACCGAAAUACAGAGGAAGAGCAAGGGGGAGAAAUCGUGUUUGGUGGUGUUGAUCCUAAUCACUUUAAGGGAGAAAUCACUUAUGUCCCAGUCACGCAGAAAGGUUAUUGGCAGUUUGACAUGGGCGAUGUUUUGAUCGAUGGUAAAGCUACCGGUUACUGUGAAAGUGGCUGCUCUGCUAUAGCAGAUUCAGGGACUUCUCUUGUGGCUGGUCCAUCGACCAUAAUCACUAUGAUUAAUCAAGCAAUUGGAGCCACUGGAGUUGCAAGCCAACAAUGCAAAGCUGUAAUUCAGCAGUACGGGCAAACAAUCAUGGAUUUGCUGUUAGCAGAGGCACAUCCAAAGAAGAUCUGCUCGCAGGUUGGAGUAUGCACUUUUGAUGGGACUCGCGGAGUUAGUAUGGGAAUUGAGAGUGUAGUGGAUGAGAAAGCUGGCAGAUCAGCAGGACUGCAGGAUGGCAUGUGCUCUGCUUGUGAAAUGGCGGUCAUAUGGAUGGAGAAUCAACUGAAACAAAACCAGACUCAAGAUCGCAUAUUGAAAUAUGCAAAUGAGCUUUGUGAGCGUCUCCCAAGCCCAUUGGGAGAAUCAGCUGUUGACUGUGGAAAGCUUUCUUCCAUGCCUACAGUCUCCUUCACAAUCGGUGGAAAAGUGUUUGACCUUUCCCCCAACGAGUACAUACUCAAGGUGGGCGAGGGUGAUAAAGCACAAUGUAUUAGUGGUUUCACUGGCUUGGAUAUUCCUCCUCCCCGUGGACCUCUCUGGAUCUUGGGUGAUGUUUUCAUGGGUCGAUAUCACACAGUGUUCGAUUAUGGCAAACUCAGAGUUGGAUUUGCUGAAGCAACUUAAUGAAACUAAUGCCCCUACAUUCACCCUCUCCUAUCGAUAUAGCAAGUGGGAUUGAAUGUAUGAACACAAGGUGUUAGAAAAAACUAUACUUGUGAAUAUUUGUCUUUUCUCUUCGACUAUGAGAUGUAGCACUGCUACUAUAUCCUUUGUGCUUGAUUGCUGUUUGUGUGUUUUUGCAUUUAAAAUCAGGUGAUCGAAUGUCUUAAGGAUGUGUCAAUGAUUGAUGAUUUCAUUCUCAUUGCAGCAGGAUUCAUAAUGUUGAUGUUAAGUGUUUGCCAUUA